Messenger RNA from Medicago truncatula (barrel medic), 2828 nucleotides. RefSeq names its product nucleolar complex protein 3 homolog. Gene Ontology annotation, biological process: DNA replication initiation. The record is from RefSeq and is a predicted model, not a curated record. The coding region runs from base 54 to 2570 and encodes 838 amino acids. The transcript is spliced from 13 exons. Gene Ontology annotation, molecular function: chromatin binding. Gene Ontology annotation, cellular component: nucleolus. NCBI's taxonomy places the organism in Eukaryota, Viridiplantae, Streptophyta, Magnoliopsida, Fabales, Fabaceae.
UAAUUCACAAAACCCUUUCUCUCUCAUUCAUUCAUUCAAAGAAACUCGCAACCAUGGGCAAAAAGCAAAAGCAGCAGCCGAAAAUCGUUCUUCCGCCGGAACUCCCACCGGAGAUUCACGAUGAUGAAGUCGAGUAUUCCGAUGACGAUGUCAAAUUCGUCAACGAAAAUCGUGAAUUUGCUUCCUUGAUUUCUUCCUUAGACACUAAAUCAAUCACCAAGCAUGUUACACGGGUUGCUGAUGCUAAAGACGAUGCUUUGGAGAAACUAUAUGAGCAACGACGCAUGAAAAAAGAUGCUAAAAAAGAAACAGAAGAAACAGGUUUGCAGGUUGACCGAGUAGAUGCUCUUCCUGUCAAGUCCUUAGAUGGAGAAGUCUAUUACCGGACAGCCACGCGGACGGCACCAGUAAAUGGUCCAAGGAAAGAGGAAACUGAAGAGGAUGACAAUGAAGACAAAGGUUUUGUGAAGCUAACUAAGGCUGAAAAAAGAGCCAAACUUAAGAAAAGUAGAAAAGAGGGAAAGAAACAAGGGAAAGAGGUGGCUAAAGAAGAAGUGGAAGAAGCACCACAAUCAACAGUUUUGGAUGAGGUUAAAGAAGAUCUUAAAGCUGAAGAGAAUUUUGAAAGUAAAAAGUGUAAACUUGCAGAGUUGGGAAAUGCCUUAAUAACAGACCCAGAGUCCAAUAUUAAAUUUCUGAAAGAUAUGGUACAGCUAUCUAAAGAUAAGGAUCUCACCAUUGUUAAACUUGGACUUCUAUCCCUCUUGGCUGUUUUCAGAGAUAUUAUACCUGGCUAUCGAAUCAGGCUUCCUACUGAAAAGGAACAAGAAAUGAAGGUUUCAAAGACUGUUAGAAAGAUGCGUUUUUAUGAAUCAACUCUUCUCUCUGCAUACAAGGCUUACUUGCAAAGGCUGAUAGCCUUAGAAAAGCUGCCUUCAUUUCAGCUUGUUGCAGUUCAAUGUAUUUGUUCUUUGCUUGAUAAAAAUCCCCAUUUCAACUUUCGUGAAACCUUGUUGGACGUGACUGUCAGGAACAUAAGCUCCAGUAAUGAGGCUAUAAGGAAAUUUUGCUGUUCCACAAUUAAGUCACUCUUUACAAAUGAGGGUAAACAUGGUGGUGAAGCUACUGUGGAGGCUGUCCGGCUGAUUUCUUAUCAAGUUAAAGAUCAUAAUUGCCAGUUGCACCCUGAUUCCAUUGAGGUUUUCUUGUCUCUUUCAUUUGAUGAGGAUCUUGCGAGGUCUGAACAGAUGGAAAAGGAUAAAAAAUUUAAAGACAAGAAAUUUGGUAAGAAAAGAAAAAAUACGGAGGCAUCAAAUCAGUUGCCUGAAAAUGACAGAAAGAAAAGCAGGCAAGAGUCGAUUUCAAAGACAAGAGAAGAGGUUGAAGCUGAUUACAAGGCUGCUUCCUUUAGCCUGGAUGUUAUGGAGAAGAGACAGAUGCAAACGAAAACACUCUCUGCUAUGUUUGAGAUAUACUUUCGCAUUUUGAAGCAUACGAUGCAGUCCAUAGUUGUCAGGCCUGAAACAAACCCUGGGGCACUUUCUGCUGCAGUUGGAAUGGAACCCCACCCAUUGCUUGAUCCAUGUCUGAAGGGACUGGCAAAGUUCUCGCACCUGAUUGACCUUGAUUUCCUGGGUGAUCUAAUGAACCAUUUGAAAAUACUUGCUGCUGGAGGUAGCAACUUAAGCAACACAUUGGAGAAGUUACCUAAAUGUCUGACCGUAUCUGAACGCCUCCAAUGUUGCAUCGUUGCUUUUAAAGUGAUGAGAACCAAUCUCGAUGCCUUGAAUGUUGAUCUACAGGACUUCACUGUCCAUCUUUACAAUCUCGUACUUGAAUACAGGCCUGGGAGAGAUCAAGGAGAGGUGCUGGCAGAAGCUUUGAAGAUAAUGUUGUGUGACGAUAGGCAGCAUGACAUGCAAAAGGCCGCUGCGUUUAUAAAACGUUUGGCUACAUUGUCACUGUCUGUUGGAUCUGCAGAUUCCAUGGCUGCCUUGGUCACAGUAAAGCAUCUCCUUCUCAAGAAUGUCAAGUGCAGAAAUCUGUUGGAAAAUGACACCGGAGGGGGCUCUGUUUCUGGCACAAUUCCUAAAUAUCUACCAUAUUCAACUGAUCCUAAUUUAAGCGGUGCCCUUGCUUCGGUACUUUGGGAACUCAGUCUUUUGUCCAAACACUAUCAUCCAGCUAUAUCAACGAUGGCGACAGGCCUUUCAAGCAUGAGCACUGAACAAAACCAAGUCUUCCUCUCCAAAUCCUCUCCUUUGCUAGCUUUCAAGGACAUGUCUAUUGACCAGGAACUAAGUUUUGAACAAAGUGGCAGUAUCAAAUUAAACAACAAGAGGAAACGAUCACAUGGCAAUGCUACAUCAGAUUCCAUUGGUUCCACUACAGUAACGAGUUCAUUCAACGAGGAUGAUUUGAGAAAGAAAUUUAGUUCUCAUUUUAUGGUUCUUCAUGAUAUCAAGGAGAACGAAAGGUUAAGAAGUAAGUUGGAUAAGACCGCAAAAUCACUUCAGCUGUAUGAACAAUAUAAGAUUCAAAAGAAGAAACGGUCAAAACCAAGUAAAUGAUAGACCAUUGUUUGGUGAUGUAGGCUUAUAAUUGCUAAGAAUUGUCAUUAUUUGUUCUAAUUGUUGCUUAUCUAUAUUUCCAGUAGUUAUUGUAUCAGUUCCAUUUCAAGUGGAGAUACUUCUCAACCAGUCAUGUAUGCCAUCAUUUUAGUGCAGGAAAACAAUGGAUACAAUUUUUGUAUAAUUUUUGACAGAUAAAACCCAAUUUCAAUUAAAAUACGAGAUAAUGCAAAAAGAAUGAGGAUAUCCUUCUUGUGA